CACGAAAAUUCGAUACUCUAAUUAUACGUACUCUGUAACUAGACCAAUCAAUAUAGGAAAAGAUAGUCUUGAUAGAGCGAGGAUCCGUGAAUGACAGUCAUUUUAUACUAGCUCACUGGCUACUAUUUUAUACUAGUUACGAUUAAGAAUUUAUCGAGGCAGUGUCGUCUGUAUCUUUAGCAAAUUUCAACACAAUGGGAAGAAUUCGGAUUUUUGUUUUAGCAGUAUGUUUUCUGAUUUUCAUUCCUUACAUACAUAUAGGUGUGAUUCAUUUGAAGAUAUGGGCUAGAGACAAAACACCAGUAAAUGAGACAAAAUGUCGUUGCUCUUGUUUCGAUACAGUUUUAAGAGGUUCGUAUGAAAAUCCAGGUGAAAACGUGAAAUAUAAAAGCGUAUAUGUUAAUGCGACACGAGAAACCUUCAUGAUAUGGACAGUUACUGUGUUAUUUAUGUUAGCGUUUUAUGAAAGUGUUCAAUAUUUAUGUAGAGUGUUCAUUAGUGGAAAAACGCGUAUUCCCAUGUUUUUGCUAUUUCUGGCUAAUUUUUACCCACAAUACUACUCGUGGUUUUCAUUGUUUAAUUACUUUAACGAACGUUUUUAUUCUCUCUUCUUCAACCAUACCUUCUUUAUCUUAACUGAACUCAUCGUCAGUGCUGUGGUACUGAACUUGUUUAAUGCUGAAAACCAUCUUACUUCAAGAAAAAUCUUAACACUUGUCACCAUCAGCUCUAUACAUAUCAUGGUGAACGCAACAGAUCAGUUUAUUGAUCAAGUUAUUUACGGACAUGGUAAACUUUUCCAGAAUGCCAGGAACUUAGGUUUGAUGAUUCCAGACAUAUUACAUUUAGUAAUUUCGUUAUUUGUUUUCCGGAAGCAUGUCAGCAGGAAUGGUAAAAAAAUGAGUGAAGUGUUCUCUACUAAAGACAUUUUAAUGUGUGUCUCACUAGUAGUUUUUGGAACUAUCUUUGGAAUUAUGCUAUAAUAAAAAGUAAAUUAUAAGAUUUUGUUGACAGUCUUUAGAUUUUCUGUGUCUGCGUGAAAUAUAUGCUCACUUACAGUGGCGUAUUU
Molecule: messenger RNA, 1069 nt
Organism: Lottia gigantea (owl limpet)
Lineage: Eukaryota; Metazoa; Mollusca; Gastropoda; Lottiidae
Exons: 3
Coding region: 195-983 (262 amino acids)
Source: RefSeq, a predicted model, not a curated record